AGCCCUUCCAUGUCGUUUCGCCCGUCCUGGAGAGCCUGUCCCUCUCCAAGGCCGUGGGCACCAAGGUCUUCAUGAAGAUGGAGAACGUCCAGCCCUCGGGAUCCUUCAAGAUCCGGGGCAUCGGGCACCUGUGCCAGGAUGUAACUCCACCCCGUGCUGGGGGGAUGCUCCUGAGGAAUGUGGGGAUGUGCGGGGGGUCGAGCCCUGGCUGAGCCCUCCCUUUGGCCAGGAGGGAACGCGGGGCUGGCAGCAGCGUUCGCAGCCCGGGAGCUGGCCCUGCCCAUCACCGUGGUGGUGCCCAGCAGCAGCGGCCCCACCCCCGUGCGCAAACUGCAGGAACUGGGGGCGACAGUCGAGGUCUACGGCAAGGUGUGGGAUGAUGCCAACAGCAGAGCCCAGGAGCUGGCUAAGACAGAGGGCUGGGUCAUCAUCCCCCCCUUCGAUCACCCCUUGGUGUGGGAGGGUCACGCCAGCCUGGUCCGGGAGCUGAAGGACUCUCUGGAGGCCAAACCAGGCGCCAUCGUGGUGGCGGUGGGUGGCGGGGGGCUGCUGGCCGGUGUCGUGGCCGGCCUGCAGCAGGUGGGCUGGCAGGAUGUCCCCAUCAUCGCCGCCGAGACGCUGGGCGCUCACAGCUUCCACGAGGCGCUCAAGGCCGGCCGGCUCGUCACCCUGCCCGACAUCACCAGCGUGGCCACAAGUCUGGGAGCCAAGACGGUGGCGGCGCGGGCGCUGGAGUGUGCCCAGGAGUGCCAGGUGCUCUCGCAGGUGGUGCAGGACGUGGAGGCCGUGCGGGCUGUGCAGCAGUUCCUGGAUGACGAGCGGGUGCUGGUGGAGCCGGGGUGCGGGGCGCCCCUGGCCGUGCUCUACUCGGGGCGGCUGCAGCGGCUGCAGAGCGAGGGGCGGCUGCGGACCCCGCUGAGCUCCGUGCUGCUCGUGGUGUGCGGCGGCAGCAACAUCCACACGGCCCAGCUGCGGGCCCUGAAGAGGCAGCUGGGGCUGGAGUGACACCCGCGCCGGGCAGGGCGUGUGGCAGAGCCCGCCUGGCACGCUCUGCUCGCUUUCCUUCCCAAAGAACCAAAAUAAAGCCUGGAGAUGGGGA
Haemorhous mexicanus (house finch) is the source of this 1099-nucleotide messenger RNA. RefSeq names its product serine dehydratase like (gene SDSL). Gene Ontology annotation, biological process: L-serine catabolic process; L-threonine catabolic process. The transcript is spliced from 6 exons. Bases 178 to 1005 code for a protein of 275 amino acids. Gene Ontology annotation, molecular function: pyridoxal phosphate binding; threonine deaminase activity; L-serine ammonia-lyase activity. The record is from RefSeq and is a predicted model, not a curated record. Lineage: Eukaryota; Metazoa; Chordata; Aves; Passeriformes; Fringillidae.